This is a messenger RNA of Hevea brasiliensis (rubber tree), 1625 nucleotides long. Its product is annotated as equilibrative nucleotide transporter 3. Lineage: Eukaryota; Viridiplantae; Streptophyta; Magnoliopsida; Malpighiales; Euphorbiaceae. The record is from RefSeq and is a predicted model, not a curated record. Gene Ontology annotation, cellular component: plasma membrane. Gene Ontology annotation, molecular function: nucleoside transmembrane transporter activity. Gene Ontology annotation, biological process: nucleoside transmembrane transport. The transcript has 9 exons. Bases 62 to 1315 code for a protein of 417 amino acids.
AUUUAACAAUUUCAUGUUUACGCUUCUGAAUCCUUGCAGGGUAUUAAACUAGCCACUAGCCAUGACUAUUGCUGAUGGAAGUGGAACUCCGCCAACAAGGCUUGAGGGAAAAUAUAAAGCAAUGUUUGUUUGUUGGAUUCUUGGACUUGGGUCCCUUAUUGCAUGGAGCACUAUGCUAAACGUAGGAGAAUACUACUAUAGUUUGUUCCCUAAGAGUUACCAUCCUUCAAGGGUGCUAACCCUUGUCUAUCAACCAUUUGCACUCGGGACAAUGGCGUUACUAGCAUACAAUGAAUCAAAGGUUGAUACUAGAAAGCGGAACAUAGCUGGAUACAUUCUCUUCACUGCAAGUACUUUGAUGCUCUUGGUUCCGGACUUGGCUACAGCAGGCAGAGGAGGAAUUGGACCUUUCCUUGGCAUAUGUGCGAUAGUUGCUGUUUUUGGGGUUUCAGAUGCUCAUGUUCAAGGUGGAAUGGUUGGAGACUUGUCUUUCAUGUGCCCUGAAUUCAUCCAAUCUUUCCUUGCUGGGUUGGCUGCAUCAGGAGCACUGACAUCUGCUUUAAGGUUAAUCACAAAAGCCGCAUUUGAAAAGGCUCGUAAUGGGCUUAGAAAGGGAGUUGUGUUAUUUUUAGCAAUCUCCACUUUGUUGGAGUUUCUAUGUGUUCUAUUGUAUUCAUUUGUCUUCCCUAAACUGCCAAUAGUGAAGUACUACCGCGCAAAAGCAGCCUCAGAAGGAUCGAAAACUGUUUCAGCUGAUCUUGCAGCUGCUGGAAUCCAAACCCAAGAAGAAGCUGACCCCAAGCAACUUGAACGAUUGAGCAAUAAAAAAUUGUACUUAAAAAAUAUUGAUUAUGCAAUUGACCUUUUUCUGAUAUAUGUACUGACAUUAUCAAUUUUCCCUGGGUUCAUAUAUGAAAAUACUGGUGAACACAAGUUGGGAAAAUGGUAUACACUUGUUCUGAUUGCAAUGUACAAUGUUUGGGAUCUCAUAUCAAGAUUCAUUCCCCUGGUGGAACGCUUGAAAUUAGAGUCUAGAAAGGGCCUCAUGAUUGCUGUUCUUUCACGUUUUCUACUCAUUCCCGCAUUUUACUUCACUGCAAAAUAUGCUGAUCAGGGAUGGAUGAUUAUGUUCACAUGUUUUCUGGGACUAACAAAUGGUUAUCUCACUGUGUGUGUCCUCACAGUUGCACCCAAAGGUUACAAUGGACCUGAACAGAAUGCCCUGGGUAAUUUUCUUGUUGUGUUCUUGUUAGGCGGCAUAUUUGCGGGGGUUUCUCUUGAUUGGCUGUGGCUUAUGGUUAACAAUUCAUUCUGAGGAGCCAUUUCUGAUGAAGAGAAGAUGAAGUCGCAUUGGAAACAAUAGGUUCGCUUUCCCAAUAUUAGAAUUGACUGUAAAGAUGAAUUUCAUUUUCUGUCCCGUCGCCCCUGGACAUCAAUACAUGGUUGAGUGCCUGAGUUUCUCUUAAACCAGUGACAUCUCAGUUACUUGUGAAUUCAAAAGGCUUGUUAAUGGUAAUAUUUUUCCUGUUACUUUGGACUCGAUUUAAGAAAUCAUAGAUUAAUAGCAUUGAAUAGUAAUACUCUUUCCUUCUCAUAGAAAUAAAUUUAUUUUUAUUUUCAUAUAA